Glycine soja is the source of this 1822-nucleotide messenger RNA. Its product is annotated as pyruvate dehydrogenase (acetyl-transferring) kinase, mitochondrial. Gene Ontology annotation, cellular component: mitochondrion. Gene Ontology annotation, molecular function: pyruvate dehydrogenase (acetyl-transferring) kinase activity. The record is from RefSeq and is a predicted model, not a curated record. Lineage: Eukaryota; Viridiplantae; Streptophyta; Magnoliopsida; Fabales; Fabaceae. The transcript is spliced from 6 exons. Gene Ontology annotation, biological process: protein phosphorylation; regulation of glucose metabolic process. Bases 368 to 1477 code for a protein of 369 amino acids.
GUCUCAAAAUCAUCAAUCCAUCCGUCACCUAGUAACCAGGUUCUGCAAAUUUCGCCACUUGCAGAUGAAAAGUUCUAAACUUUCCCCUGGUUAAAUCCUAACCCCAGUUUUCUUCCUCUCACUUUAAGCACUCCCCAAUUUGACAAUUUUCCCCUCUCUCCUCAAAAGGGGUGUGAGCCACUUUCUCUCUCCUCAAUUGGGGUGUGAAAGUUUCUACCUUUUUUCCUUUCUAUUUUUCCAUUAUCUAUGUUAGUUUUGCAUUGUGUGUUGUUUGGCUUGCAAUCUUGUUGCAUGCUGGUUGUUGGUGUUGGUGUCCCAAUUCACUCUCAAAUUUCAGGGUUCUUAGAACUAGUAGGACCUUGCGACCAUGGCUGCCAAAAAGGCAUGUGAGACAUUCUCAAAGUCCUUGAUUGAGGAAGUGCAUAGAUGGGGUUGCUUGAAGCAGACAGGGGUAAGUCUCAGGUACAUGAUGGAAUUCGGGUCCAAACCCACUGACAAAAAUUUGUUGAUCUCUGCUCAGUUUCUUCACAAGGAACUUGCCAUUAGAAUUGCCAGAAGGGCCAUUGAGCUUGAGAAUCUUCCCUAUGGUUUGUCUCAAAAACCUGCUGUUUUAAAGGUUAGGGAUUGGUAUGUGGAUUCUUUCCGUGAUCUCAGAGCCUUCCCCAACAUCAAGAAUGUGAAUGAUGAACAAGAUUUCACUGAAAUGAUCAAGGCCAUCAAAGUGAGGCACAACAAUGUGGUACCCACAAUGGCCUUGGGUGUUCAGCAAUUGAAGAAACGUAUGGAUCCAAAGAUUGUUUAUGAAGAUCUUGUUGAGAUUCAUCAGUUUCUAGACCGCUUCUACAUGUCAAGGAUUGGAAUCCGUAUGCUUAUCGGGCAGCAUGUUGAGUUGCACAAUCCCAAUCCUCCUCCCCAUGUUGUGGGCUAUAUACAUACAAAAAUGUCUCCUGUGGAGGUAGCAAGGAAUGCCAGUGAGGAUGCACGUGCUAUAUGUUGUCGCGAAUAUGGAAGUGCCCCUGAUGUGCAUAUUUAUGGAGAUCCUGAUUUUACUUUUCCGUAUGUUCCAGCUCACUUGCAUCUUAUGGUAUUUGAGUUGGUUAAGAACUCACUGCGUGCCGUACAAGAGCGUUUUAUGGAUUCUGAUAAAGUUGCACCUCCCAUUAGAAUAAUAGUUGCUGAUGGAAUAGAGGAUGUUACCAUAAAGGUCUCAGAUGAGGGAGGUGGAAUUGCAAGAAGUGGGUUGCCUAAAAUUUUUACAUAUCUAUAUAGUACUGCGAGAAACCCAUUGGAUGAGCAUUCGGAUCUUGGAAUAGGUGAUAAUGUGACAAUGGCUGGAUAUGGAUAUGGUCUUCCUAUUAGUCGUCUAUAUGCUCGGUAUUUUGGAGGUGAUCUUCAAAUAAUCUCUAUGGAAGGAUAUGGCACUGAUGCAUAUCUCCAUUUGUCUCGUUUGGGAGAUUCACAAGAACCUUUGCCCUGAAAGUACUUUUCAGUCAGAGUUACCUUAAGUAACUCACUAACAUUGUGCUAAGGAAAACACUUGUUAGAAUAAAAAAGUACUAUUUGCUGUCAAUUUUUACAUUCUAAUAAUUUGACAGAUUUCCUGUAAAUAUGUGGUACAUAAGAUUGUGCAUGGUGAUGCCCCCCUUCUUUGCCUUCAGAUCCAGCUUUGGGAAUUUGUCCUUUUUAUCUUCUGAAAAAAAAUGAAUAUGCUCUUUUAUCCUAUAGUAUUGAUGCAUAUGGGGGAUUAAAGGUGGAGAUAUUCCACAUGAUUUUAAAAUAAACAAGGUCAUGCUACUGUGACUUAGCAUGUGCCUUUUAUUGA